Molecule: messenger RNA, 1269 nt
Organism: Gloeophyllum trabeum ATCC 11539
Lineage: Eukaryota; Fungi; Basidiomycota; Agaricomycetes; Gloeophyllales; Gloeophyllaceae
Exons: 8
Coding region: 1-1269 (422 amino acids)
Source: RefSeq, a predicted model, not a curated record
AUGGAAAACUACCUAGUACGUUUCUCGAUAGGUGACAGUCGGGAGGGAACGUCAACUCUUCCACAUAGCGGGCCCGCCUACUACGAGUCUCUGGGCGUAUUCCCCAACUCCUCCAAAGUGGUUGUAGACGUCAAUCUAGGUAAUAACACCAUCCAGUUCGCCCGUGACGAGAUCCAGGCCGCCAUCAAGUACGUCGGGUGGGACAGGAUCCGGGCCCUGGAACUGGGAAAUGAGCCAGACCACUUCGCCGGGGGCUCGCGCCCGAGCACCUGGUCUUCCUCGGACUAUACCGCCCAAUUUCUCGGAUGGACGUCCGUGCUUUCACGCAACCUCUCGCUCCCGAAGGACAUCUUCCAGGCAUGCAGCUUCGCGGAAGACCCCACGCCCAAAGCCCCGAUGACCACCGUGUCCACCAUCGAAGAGGGGAUAGACACCACGGGAGUCAUCAAGAUCUUCUCGCAGCAUACAUAUCAAUACUCUACGUGCGAUCCGGCCAGGAACGCGAUUGCUACCCUGCCUAACCUGAUUAACCAUGGGAAUAUCACCGCAUACUUGGACCUCUGGAGGCCCCAAAUUGCAGCGGCCCACUCCGUGGGCAAGGAAUUCGUCGUGGGGGAGUACAGCUCGGUCUCCUGCUCUGGGAAGCAGAACGUCACGGACACCUUUGGUCAGGCGCUGUGGCUGGCUGACACGGUGUUGUACGGAGCUUUCUUGAAUAUCUCGAGGAUGUACCUCCACCAGGGCGCUACACUGGUGCUGCAGAGCAGUCAGCAGGCCAACUCUCCGGGUUUCUCGUGGUACGACCUCUGGUAUCCAGUGGAGUCAGACAGAUACGGCGCCCCGCGCGCGAGCCCCUCCUUCGUCGCCUACCUGCUCAUCACGGAAGCAGUCGGCCCCUCGGGCAAAUCGCAGCUCUCGCUCAUCCCGACGCCGUCCUACCCCGAGCUCGCGGUCUACGCCAUCUGGGACGGCGCCGCGCUCGCGCGCAUCGCGGUGCUCAACCUCGCGAUCCGGAACGCGACCGCGACGGAGGAGCAGAAGGGCGCGGCGGCGGUGACGCUGGAUUUGGGCGGGUACGUGAAGGAGGGGUGCGAGGCGAGGGUGAAGAGGAUGACGGCGCCCGGACUGGACUCGAAGGAUAGUACUGCGGUUACGUGGGCGGGGCAGAGCUAUGCGAACGGCACUGCGAGCGGGGAGGAGGUUGUAGAGACGCUGCAGAAGGGCGUGGUGACGGUGCAGGGGAGCGAAGGCGUUCUAGUACUUUUGUGA